AUGUCACGUGUAUUGCUAAGCGCUGUGGUCCUGCUACUGGGCCUCACCACGGACAUCCUGGCCGGACGUCUGAGCCAACGUUACUUGCCCGCUCCGCAGGCUAGCCAGUUGCACUAUCACGGCGUGAGUGGCCAGGGACAUGCUCGUCCUGGUCUGGGCUUGGGAUCGGCAGCAGGAUAUCAGCGUCAGCAGCAGCCGCAGAUACCGAUUGUGAGGAGCGACUAUCAGAGUGAUGCCAAUGGCAACUAUAACUUUGGCUUCGAUACCGGGAAUGGCAUCCACCGGGAUGAGACUGGCGAAUUCCGUGGCGGCUGGCCCCAUGGCUCCCUGGGUGUCCGCGGCUCCUAUUCCUAUACCGGUGACGAUGGCCAACAGUACACGGUGAACUACAAGGCGGACAAGAACGGAUUCCAUGCCGAGGGAGCCCACCUACCCACAUCGCCAUCGGUGCCGGCCGCAGCUCCAGCUGGUCGCAGCUCGUAUGGCGGCUAUAGGGGAUCGGCCUCAUCGCAUGUCCCUGCUGCUGCUCCCAACAGCCGAUAUCUGCCGCCAGGAUAUCGCCAGCGCAGGCACUACUGA
Drosophila kikkawai is the source of this 579-nucleotide messenger RNA. RefSeq names its product Cuticular protein 11B (gene Cpr11B). The record is from RefSeq and is a predicted model, not a curated record. Gene Ontology annotation, cellular component: chitin-based extracellular matrix. Gene Ontology annotation, molecular function: structural constituent of chitin-based larval cuticle. NCBI's taxonomy places the organism in Eukaryota, Metazoa, Arthropoda, Insecta, Diptera, Drosophilidae.